This is a messenger RNA of Spinacia oleracea (spinach), 1923 nucleotides long. Its product is annotated as succinate-semialdehyde dehydrogenase, mitochondrial. Gene Ontology annotation, biological process: GABA catabolic process. Gene Ontology annotation, molecular function: succinate-semialdehyde dehydrogenase (NAD+) activity. The record is from RefSeq and is a predicted model, not a curated record. Lineage: Eukaryota; Viridiplantae; Streptophyta; Magnoliopsida; Caryophyllales; Amaranthaceae. The transcript has 21 exons. The coding region runs from base 84 to 1688 and encodes 534 amino acids.
CUCUUCUUAAAGACCAAGUUGUAUGUAACAAACUUUUCUGUAACUCCAACGAAGAAGUUGGGAAUCCAUUGAUCGAUUGAAAAAUGGCACUGAUGAUGAGAAGAGUGGUAUCAGGCAUGGCUGCUUCUGCCACCGUCAAUUUGCUUUCUCGCUCCUCCUCCGUCGCGUCCUUGCACCGUUCUUCUGCUCUUCUCUCUCGCCAGAUGAGCACUGAAACUGAAAAUAUUGUUACAAGACUUAAAAGUUCGGGAUUGCUACGAAGUCAAGCUCUGAUUGCUGGAAAGUGGACAGAAUCUUAUGAUGGGAAGGUUAUCGAGGUAACCAAUCCUGCUACUGGUGAUGUUGUAGCGAAUGUUCCAUGCAUGGGUGGGAGGGAGACAAAUGAUGCAAUAUCUGCAGCUUAUGAAACAUUCAGUUCAUGGAGCAAAACCACAGCAUCUGAGAGAAGCAAAUGCUUACGGAAAUGGUAUGAUUUGCUGAUUGCUCACAAGGAGGAGCUUGGACAACUUAUUACACUAGAGCAAGGAAAACCCUUGAAAGAAGCAAUUGGAGAGGUUGCUUAUGGGGCUUCCUUUAUUGAAUACUUUUCAGAGGAGGCAAAACGUGUCUAUGGUGAUAUCAUUCCUACUCCACUAUCUGAUCGUCGGCUGUUUGUUUUGAAACAGCCCGUUGGUGUUGUUGGAGUUAUUACUCCUUGGAAUUUUCCGCUGGCAAUGAUUACCAGAAAGGUUGGUCCUGCUCUUGCUAGUGGUUGUACUGUAGUGAUAAAACCAUCAGAGCUUACUCCUUUGACUGCUUUAGCAGCAGCUGAGCUCUCCAUUCAGGCUGGGAUACCUCCGGGUGUAGUGAAUGUAGUCAUGGGAAAUUCUCAACAAAUUGGGGAUGCUUUACUGGCCAGCACACAGGUGAGAAAGAUUACCUUCACAGGCUCAACUGCUGUGGGAAAGAAAUUAAUGGCUGGUGCGGCCGAUACUGUUAAAAGGGUUUCUCUGGAACUUGGUGGCAAUGCACCUUGCAUAAUAUUUGAUGAUGCAGACUUGGAUGUGGCAGUAAAAGGAGCUUUAGGGACCAAGUUCCGUAAUAGUGGACAAACAUGUGUAUGUGCGAAUAGGAUCCUUGUUCAAGAAGGUAUUUAUGAAAAAUUUGCUAGUGCUUUUUCAAAUGCUGUCGAGAAACUUCAAGUUGGGAAUGGUUUUGUUGAUGGUGUUGCACAGGGACCACUUAUUAAUGAAGCUGCUAUUCAGAAGGUUGAAAAGUUUGUUCAAGAUGCCAUCUCAAAGGGAGCAAAAGUUCUUCUCGGGGGUAGAAGACAUCGUCUUGGAAUGACCUUCUAUGAACCCACAGUCAUGACUGGCAUCAACAGUGAUAUGCUUAUGUCGAGGGAAGAAGUAUUUGGACCUGUUGCUCCUCUUCUUUCCUUUAAGACGGAGGAAGAAGCCAUCAGCUUGGCAAAUGACACCAAUGCAGGAUUAGCUGCAUAUUUUUUCACGACAAAUAUCCAACGUUCUUGGCGUGUCAGUGAAGCCCUUGAAUAUGGAAUUGUUGGUGUUAACGAGGGAUUAGUUUCCACGGAGGUAGCUCCAUUUGGAGGUUUCAAGCAGUCUGGUAUUGGACGAGAGGGUUCAAAGUAUGGCAUGGAUGAAUAUCUUGAAGUUAAAUAUGUAUGCAUGGGUAACAUGAAUGGUUAACUCAAUUGGGAUAUGCAUUUAUCUACAAUGGUUCGUGUUCGUUCGUGCUGGGGGAAACAUGCAAUAUAGUUUAGUAUGUACACAAUGAGCUUGUGUUGAAUAAGUGGCUUUUUCUUAAUAAAUAUGUAAUUUUAUGUUUUCCCUCCACCGACUAAUGUACACUUUGGUAGUGGAGUCGGCAAUCUUUGGCAUGACAUGAAAACACGACCGGAAUCGACAUGACUUUCACACGAAA